This is a messenger RNA of Dibothriocephalus latus, 852 nucleotides long. NCBI's taxonomy places the organism in Eukaryota, Metazoa, Platyhelminthes, Cestoda, Diphyllobothriidea, Diphyllobothriidae. The record is from the annotation of a GenBank genome assembly.
AUGUCCUUGGAGGAAUGCCUCGGUGAUGCCAAGUCCCGUCUCGUCAUGGUCGCUUUUGUAAAGUUCCGUGAUUCUGAAGACGCAGAACUCAUGAAGAUUUUGGAGGGUAUUAACAAGGAAAAUAAGCGUCUUGUUAUCCUGGCAGUGGACGCUACCAAAAAUAUUAAACUUGCCCAGGAAUUCAACGUGACUGCCUGCCCCACCUUCCUCUUCUUCCGUAAUCGAGUCCUGUUGGGCUCCCGAGUCACAUCGAAAGAAGAAAAACUGCGGAAGGACAUCGAGAAGUACAGCAAGGUCUUCGUAUCGAUGCAAGAGCAGCAUAUGCGUCUGGAUGAGUGUCUUAUCAGCGCCAAAGCUCGCCUCGUCAUGACGGCGUUUGUGGACCUGAAAGAUGAAGAAAAUACCGAGAUCAUGCAUCUUUUAGAGGACAUAAGCCGUGAAAACAAGCCUAAUUAUCUACACUUGCAGAUCGAUAUGUCCUUUGAGGAGUGCCUUAGUACUGCCAAGGCCCGUCUCGUCAUGGUUGCUUUUGUGAAUUUCCGCGAUCCUAGCAAUGAAGACGUAAUGAAGCUUAUGCAGGAGAUAAGCAAGGCAAAUAAGCGUAUAGUGGUUAUGGCGGUGGACGCAAGCAAAAACAUGGCUCUUGCCCGGCAGUUCAACGUGACGAUGUAUCCCACCUUCAUCUUCUUCCGUAAUCGAGUCGUGGUGAGUGACAUAAUUUUAACCUUUUUCACUGAAAACUGUAUAUUACUGAAAAUUGUGGCUCAGACGGAUGGGGCAACACAUAAUUUAGGAAAUAUAGUUCACUCUCCUGUGCUACCAUUAACAGUUCUGAAUCUAUAUAAUCUAUAA